AUGACAUCCUCCGAGAAAAUCCCACUGAUUUCCCCAAGAGAUGUUGUCGAGAAGAGAAGUGUUAAUAUCAAUACAGUGAACAUAUUUGAUAAGAUCACUCGGUUCAAAUCGAACGUUGUUAAAACGUCGAAGUACAAUGCGAUAUCCUUUUUCCCAUUGGUACUUAUAGAACAAUUCAGAAAGCUUGCAAACGUCUAUUUUCUCAUCAUUUCGAUAUUUCAGGCGAUACCCGGGCUGUCGCCAACCGGAAGAUUUACUACAUUGUUUCCACUGUGUAUAGUACUCACCAUUUCCAUGUUGAAAGAACUCUACGAGGAUAUUAAACGACAUAGAGAUGACAAGAAAAUCAAUUAUAAGACAACAAAAUGCUGGAAGAAUUUUGAGUGGGUUGAUGUGAAGUGGAAAGACAUAUUUCUUGGCGACAUCAUUAUGGUACGAAGGAAAGAGCAAUUUCCUGCUGACGCACUGCUUUUAAAUUCGUCUGAAAGUAAUGGAACAGCCUUUAUUGAAACUUCACAAUUAGAUGGCGAAACUGCUCUCAAGAUCAAAGAAAGUUUACCAUCGACACGGUGCUACACAGACGAGAUGUCGACAUUAGAAAUCCGACGAGUUGAAUUUGAAGACCCGAAUCCCGACUUAUUUUCAUUUAAAGGACAAAUAGAGUGUGACCACAAACAUGAAGCCGUUGGACUGUCACAAUUGUUGUUGCGAGGGAGUCAAUUAGAGAAUACAGAUUGGGUCACAGCCGUAGUUAUAUACAUAGGGAAAGAAACCAAACAACUUCAAAGUGCAAAAGGUGUGAAGAUCAAACGGAGUUCCAUUGAGCGCAAUACAAAUUACUUUGUGAUUGGGAUGUUUGCGCUUGAAUUGACAUUUGCGAUGAUCUCGACGAUUCUAUGUCAGACUUGGAGCCGAAAAAACAACGACGUUUGGUACUUAGAAAACUCCGACAAGGUCAUUCCGAGUUUCAUCACCAAUUUCAUCACAUUUGUGAUCUUAUAUAACAACUUGGUUCCCAUCUCACUCUACGUCUCGAUGGAAAUUGUUCGAAUCUUUCAGGCGUAUUUUAUUAACAUUGAUGGGGACAUGUGCUUCAAAGGAAAAUUUGCGGAAGCGCGAACGUCGAAUUUGAAUGAGCAACUUGGCAUCGUCGACUACAUCUUUGCGGAUAAGACGGGGACGUUAACACAAAAUUUGAUGGUUUUUAAAACGUGUUUUAUAUGUGGGAAGAACUACGGCGACUUUGAAGAGGAGCGGCGCGUGGAAGGGGCACAUGGGAAGGAGAAAGUCGAGACGAAGAAGGCGAAACACCAAAAGAGGAAGUCGAAAAUUGAUGAAGAGAUAGAGUUGUCUGGGUUCGAAGUAUUAGAUCUUUCGGACGACCGGACGUAUGUCGAUUUUUCACCGGAAGAAAUUGUGAGUGACUCCAAGACGUCAGGGACAGUGUGCGAGUUUUUGAGGUGUUUGGCGAUAUGUAACUCGGUCUCAGUCACAAAGAAGAAUGAUGUUUUACAGUACCAAGCAGUUUCAAAUGAUGAGGCCGCACUUGUCCAUGCGGCAGCUGCUUGUGGGUUUGAGUUGUUUGAGAGAACUACUGAGGGUGUUGUACUUAAUAUAGUGGAGAACCAAAAUGAGGCAUCAUCACCAAGUUCGGAAAAUUCCCCGACAUCGUCGGACGGGUCACCACAUGGUGAAAUGAAAAAUAAGGAGAAAGGACAGAUCAUAAAUCCACUUCCAAUAUUAACAACACACAAAGAGGAGUUCGAACUUAUUGCAGUCAUCCCAUUUGAUUCGGAUAGAAAGAGGAUGAGUGUCAUUGUCAGAAGAAAUCAACGCGUUUUCAUCUACAUGAAAGGAGCAGACAACGUCAUGUUACCACUCAGUGACGAUUCUAAAAAUAGCGAAGGGAAUAAAAAGGAUCAAAUCCAAAAUGAAAUCGACAAGUUGGGACUGGAAGGGUAUCGCACGUUAAUUAUAGCGCGACGGGAUAUCACAGAUAUUUUUAAACAAUUUGAAGAUAUAUGGGAAGAAGGCGUCAAAGACAUUAAUAAGCGAGAAGAGUGUAUAAAAAGAGCAUCUGAGUUGGUGGAGUGCGACGUCGAGAUUUUGGGAGUGACUGGCAUCGAAGACAAGUUACAAGAAGGUGUCAAAGAAGCAAUUGAAAAGCUCAAGCAAGCUCACAUUCAGAUAUGGAUGUUAACUGGAGACAAAAAAGAGACUGCAUAUAAUAUUGCGAAGGGAUGUGGUCUUUUUGUAGGUGAAGCCGUUGCUUUGAAAGCGGAGAAACUUUUAAAUCUUCAAGAAGAAAUAGUGGAGGGUAUAAAAAUGGGACAAAAGAAUUAUAUAAUCGAAGGGAAAAUAGUCGAGACGUUUGUUAUGAUUGACCGGAGCCUUUUAAAACAACUUUUAAAGAAUGCGGCCGCUAUAGUGUGUUGUCGGUGUGCCCCAUCCCAAAAGGCGAAGAUAGUUGAGUUGGUCCGACAAAUAGGAGGAACGACAUUGGCGAUAGGAGAUGGUGCGAAUGAUUGUGCGAUGAUACGAGAGGCGCAUGUUGGAGUUGGGAUAAGUGGAGAGGAAGGGCUACAUGCUGUUCGAUCUUCUGAUUAUGCUAUAGCGCAGUUCCGAUUUUUAGUGAAAUUAUUGUUAGUGCAUGGGAGGUAUAAUUAUCGACGACUUUCAUAUGUCAUCAUCUAUUCGUUUUAUAAGAAUAUAGUGAUGUACCUCACUCAAUUCUGGUUCUUGUCAUUCAAUGGGUAUUCUGGGACUUCACUCUUUGAGAACUGGACGUUGUCGAUAUACAACGUCUUCUUCACGUUCUUCCCGAUUGUUGUGUUUGGUGUGUUUGAUAGAGAUGUCAUGCCCGAAACGCUGAUUACACAGCCAAAUUUGUAUGAAGGAAUUAAAAGGUGUUUUUCUAUGAGACGAUUGAUAUAUUGGGUGAUUGAGGCGUUAGUAGUCUCUGCGCUUGUCUUCUUUGUACCAUUUAGUGCGUGUGUUACAGAAGACAAUAUGGUAUAUGGGAAAGGGUUUUCGUUGUAUGGAUUUGGGUAUGUCGUCUACACCACUGUAAUGUUAACUAUCUCACUCAAGAUGGUUGUAAUCACUAAGGAAUUUACUGUAUUCAGUCAUAUAGCGUAUUUUGGGAGUCUUAUAUUCUACUUUUUGUGGGGAAUGGGAUAUGGAAUAGUUGCGGCGAUACCAAAAAUCACAUUAGGAUGGAAUAUGUUUGGGGUUGUAUAUGAGGUAUUCUUCUCGUCGACGUUUUAUUUGUCAAUAUGUGUUGUUCCUAUACUUUGUGUUGCAAAGGACUUUGUCACAGAAUUCGUGGAAGAUGUGCUGAUUGAUAACAAAACAAAGGAAAGUCAAAUCAAUGAUGUGCAGAAAAGACACGACAAGACAAGGUAUAAUGAGGUGAAAGAGAUCGAAAAGGAACUCUUCUUGCCAGCUACAUCAAAAUCUUUUAAGACAAGAACGGCGAAAUGA
Molecule: messenger RNA, 3483 nt
Organism: Entamoeba invadens IP1
Lineage: Eukaryota; Evosea; Mastigamoebida; Endamoebidae
Exons: 4
Coding region: 1-3483 (1160 amino acids)
Biological process (GO): phospholipid translocation
Cellular component (GO): plasma membrane
Molecular function (GO): ATPase-coupled intramembrane lipid carrier activity; ATP binding; ATP hydrolysis activity
Source: RefSeq, a predicted model, not a curated record